AAUUAACUUAUGUACUGGCCCCAUCUCGCUGAUCCGCCUACAUGUCUCGGACACUGAGAAUGCAGGGCAUACGCUGUACUGGGGCUCCCUCUUCUCUCGUUGACGACUAUCAUGCCUGGAGUCCAGGCCUCCUCCUCCUCGAAGUUCUCUUUCAAGCCUAAGCAAAAGUAUCAUGAAUUCUAUCCCCCCGCUCCGAACGUCUUCCUUGCCACCGGCAUCAUCAUUCCGGUCCUCAAGCAAACAGACUAUGAUGCUUCUCAAUGUAUACACUCAGCCUACUUGAAAGCUACCCACCAACAGCGGGUAGACGGCUGGAAACGCCGUGUGAUCCGGGACUCAUUAGAUCUGCGGAGAUUCUCGUGGGCUGAGCUUCAGGAGGGAGAGGGUGUCGACGACGGAGAGUGCCAGUGCGGAGAACAUAGCUGGAGGAGUCAGUCCGCGUGCGGCGAGCAGCCUGCCAGCAGCAGACGUAGAGGGGAGAAGCCAGGACGACAUUGUGACGCCAAUAGGAUGAUUCGAUAUGAGGUGGAAGACCCAGCACUUUUCUUCUCCACAAAAACAAGCUUCCCUGCCUCGUCUCCUUCUCGCCGCACGUCUGUUUCCUCUUUCUGCUCUGGCCAAUCAACAUCUUCCGUCAGCUCGCAGCAUUCUUCCAUCACUAGCUUCAAUCCCUCCAUGGACGAAAAACCGGCUGAGUCUGAGGCCGAGCAGUCGGCGUCUCCAUCGAUGUCAUCGAAAGCGAGUAGAAACAUGUCAAAGCGAGUGGCCGGUGCUUGGAAAGGUUUUGUUACUAACUUCACAGACGCAUUCACUGUGCCCGAUCCAAUGCCAGGAGUUGACCCUCUUCCAAUGAUGCGGGAUACGGCACGCCGUCAACUGCCUGAAGCUUUCGCAUCCUUGAAACAGGGAGAGAAACGGACGAGGUUCUUAUGUCCGCGUCGGGAGAGCACGGAUGCCCUGUGGCCAGUAUUUGACGAGAGAGAAACGAAUGAAUUGCAAUAGUAUUAAGGUACAGAGAUGAUAGCGAUUAUUUAAAGUCCGUUGCUAGAACAAAACAAAAGCAAGACAAGGAGCGGGGUUCAACGCAGUCCAUCAUGGCAAUUGAGAGGCAUCUGACGGAGGAUCGCU
Mycena citricolor is the source of this 1128-nucleotide messenger RNA. NCBI's taxonomy places the organism in Eukaryota, Fungi, Basidiomycota, Agaricomycetes, Agaricales, Mycenaceae. The record is from the annotation of a GenBank genome assembly.